AAGAUGCAACUCUUCAUCACCGGCGCCACCGGCUACAUCGGGCGCGUCAUAACCGAACAAGCCGUGGCAGCCGGCCACACCGUGCGCGGGCUCUCCCGGCACGACGCAGGCGACGCGCUGCUGCGCUCCCUAGGCGCGACGCCCGUCCGGGGCGAUCUUAGCACGCUCGCCAUCCUCCAGCGCGAGAGCUCGCGCGCCGACGCCGUGCUGCAUCUCGCAUACAUCCACGACUGGGCGCGGGACUACUCAGAGAUCCUGCGCAUUGACGGGGCAGCCGUGGACGCGCUAGCGUCGCCGCUGCAAGGGACGCAGAAGCCGCUCGUGAUCACGUCCGGGACGCUGGCGGUGGAGGCUGAUGCCGAGGGCAAAGAGACGAUUGAGGAGUCGCCGUUGGCGAAGAAUUUGGUCGUCGAUCGUGCGAAGUCGGAACGGCAUGCUUUGAGUUGGAAGGAGAAGGGCGUGCGCGUUAUGGCGAUCCGCUUACCGCCGUAUGUGUACGGGCGAGCCGGGAAAGGCUUCCUCGUGCUCUGGAUGCAGACGGCGGUUGAUGCUGGCGAGGCCGUGUAUAUCGGGGACGGCGCUCAGCGCACGGCUGGAGUACAUGUCGAUGAUGCAGCGGCGCUUUUCUUGCUCGCGGCCCAAGGAGGGAAAGCCGGAGAUGUCUUUAAUGGCAAUUCUUCGAACAAUAUCACUGCUCGCGAGAUGGCGGAAGCGGUCGGGGACGUGGUCAAGGUCCCGGUGCGCUCGGUCAGCGUCGAUGAGGCUGCGGCCAAGUUGGGCCCCUUGCUUACGAUGCUGGCGCAGACCGAGAACCGCCCGUCGUAUCGCAAGGCCGUGGAGAAGUUGGGGUGGCAGCCCAGGGGAAUCGAUAUGCUCACGGAUCUCCGAUCGGGCUCGUAUGUAGAGAUAGCGAAAAAGAUGCAAGAGGGUAGUACUGGGGCGAAGUCGAAGGUUGUCUAGAUGGGCAUAUGGGCAUGACGGUGGGCUGUGAUGGGAAACCAUCGGGAAGGCUAUCCUGACACGGAGAGAGUUGCUUAGUUGGUGCAUUAUCUUGCGGGAUGAUAUGGAUAUGAGAAACUCACAACUUAGCUGAAAU
Amorphotheca resinae ATCC 22711 is the source of this 1096-nucleotide messenger RNA. RefSeq lists its product as hypothetical. The record is from RefSeq and is a predicted model, not a curated record. The transcript has a single exon. NCBI's taxonomy places the organism in Eukaryota, Fungi, Ascomycota, Leotiomycetes, Helotiales, Amorphothecaceae. Bases 4 to 960 code for a protein of 318 amino acids.